Entamoeba invadens IP1 is the source of this 865-nucleotide messenger RNA. RefSeq lists its product as hypothetical. The transcript has a single exon. Lineage: Eukaryota; Evosea; Mastigamoebida; Endamoebidae. The annotation marks the transcript as partial. The record is from RefSeq and is a predicted model, not a curated record.
AUGUUUUUGUUCAUAUUAUUGGUUCACACUUUUGCUUAUUAUUGUGACGACGACAAUGGUGUAUUUUCUGAAAGCAGUUUUACUUGUGUAUAUCAUAGUGGAGCAUCAUUCGAUUCAGAAACUUCUCAAAAAACUUUAAUUUUAACAGAUUAUAUUUUUUCAACAGUAGUUUUAAACGAUUUUAAUUAUCACUUGACACUUGGUACAACCACAGUCACUUGUUCAGUCACUCAUUUGACUAUAAAAUCAAAUACAAAUAGUUCGUAUACAUAUACCAUUCUCAACGUAAAGCCUUCACUUAUAAUAGAAUUGGAUAGUAAUCCCACAGUAUCUAUAAGAAGACUAUUUCUAAGUUCAUUAACACUACCAAGUGAAAUUAUUAAUGUUAACUCAAACAAAAUACCACUAUAUUUGUAUUUAAACGUUGUAGGACUCGAACUUCCAGAGACAAACAACUAUCUCUUUUUAAAAGGAUCUUUCCAUUUGAUAACAUCACCUACAAGGCCAUAUGUCGGGUAUUUGUUCUCGUCCAAUUCAAGUGAAAUAACAACACAAAAAUCGGAUGAUGGUGAAAUCGUCUCAAUUAAUUGUGUAAAUGGAUAUACAAGAUACUAUGCUUUUUAUGAUUCAAUAGAACACCAAUUGACUUGUCAGUGUCCUCAACACGCCGUUGAUGAUAGAAAUUGUAAAGUAAAUAUCACAUACGGUACUAAAGAUUUCGCUAAUGUUUUUAUGGCAUCGGGAGACCAAAAUAUAUAUAGAAAAGAUACUAAUUACGGAACUAUUGGCGACAUUGGAUAUACUGGAGGACCAGUCAUUGUAUUUAUGUAUAGCAACUAUAUUUUUACCGUUAAAAAAUUAAAUG